Schistosoma margrebowiei is the source of this 4790-nucleotide messenger RNA. Lineage: Eukaryota; Metazoa; Platyhelminthes; Trematoda; Strigeidida; Schistosomatidae. The record is from the annotation of a GenBank genome assembly.
GUAUUUUUGGCGAACUUAUGAGUACAGGUGAUGUUGACCUUGGUAACCGUUAGUCAUACAAAACAACCUUCAAGUUAGCGUGUGCUAUGAUUGGGACUCAUAACAAUAAUGAUAAUAAUGAUCAAGAUAUUAAAGAAGAUCUUUUGAAAAAUGUCAAGAUACAAGUAAAAAUGCUUAUGGAAGAAGCUGUUAUUCGUGGUUAUGUUCAUGAAGAUAGUGAAACAAUUGGUAAACUUUGUUCAUCCGUUGAAGCGGUACUUCUUUAUGGAGUACGUCGAAGUAUAUUCACAUGGAUAGAAGAAGAAUCCACUUAUGUAUUAUGUCAAAAAAUAGCAAAAUUUUGUCCAGAAGCUCAACAUACAUUAAAUCGUAUAGAAUAUUAUAAACAAACUAUUUUAAAGAAACGUAAUGAUUCUGAUAUAAAACGUAAUCUAUCUUCAUUACAUCAUAAUAAUACCAUGAAUAAAUCAUUCAUAUUUAAUGAAAAAUCAUCAUCAUCUUCAUCAUCAAUGAAUUUUACAUUUUGGUUAAAUGAUAAACGUAAUAAUCUAUUUAUAAAUGGUCGUCCUGAUACUUUAUUUCAAAAUUUUUGGAUUCGUGUUGGUAUUUAUGAAAAAGUAUUAGAUAAAAUUGUCAAAUUUUUAGCUGAUAAUACAUUACAAUAUUACGAACCAUAUUCUGUUAUUGCGGAUCCUUGUUAUGGGCAAUUGAUUAGUGAUCUAUUACGUGGUCCAUGUACCAUUGAUUAUUCACAUACACGAACAACAGAUCAUCUAUAUACGGAUCCAUCAAUUUCUGAAUUAAUACAACGUCGUGGUAUUUAUAGUAGUUUAAUGUCUAAACAAUUGACUUAUAUACCACCAAUUAGUAGUCAACAAUUAUUAAAUCAAUCCAUUGAACAAUCGGAUGUAACUGAUAUAAUCGAUAGAAAAAAUAAUGAUCAAUCUUAUUUAUCUAAAUAUACUUCAAAAGAAUUAUUCAAUGAAAAUUCUUCAAUAGAUGAAGAUGGUAAUAAUGAUAAUGGAAAUAUGAAUUAUCAUUCAAGUAUAUCGAAUGAUACUACUACUAAUAAUAAUAUUAGUAGUAAUAAUAAUGAUGAUAGAAGAUUAUUCAAUAGUCAUAAAAUCGAUAAUCGUAUUGAUCAUGUAAAUCAUUCUUCUAGUCAAUCCAAUUGGAUGUGUAAACGUGGCAGUUCUCCACUUAUUAAUAUAAGUGAUAUGCCAACUAAUCGAACAAUAAGAACUGGUUCAUGUGCAUUUCUGCCACAAAUGAAUGAAUUUAAUUCAACUAAAUCAAAUCCUGCAAAAGAACAUGUGGAAUCAAUGCAUCAAAGUUUACGAACACGUUUAUUAUAUGGAAAGAAUAAUGUACUAAUGCAACCGUCCAAUUCAUCAAAUCCAAUACCUGGUUAUUUAUCUUUAAUCGAUGGUGAAUGUGGUAAAUUGAUUGUACUUAAAUGGACACCAAAUUCAGCUGUAACUACUCCACAAAUGAAUAAUCAUAGUGAAGAAUUUUGUUUCUCUAAUGAUUCAAUACUGGAUUCAAGACUUGAUUUAGAUGAUUUAAAUGAAAAAGAAGCUUAUUGGGGUUAUGCAAUCAAAAUCAAAAUGUCUGAUGUUGUUUAUGGACAUUUACAUGAAUUUAAUAAUCAAUAUAUACUCACAUUCAUUCGAAAUGAUGGAAUCCAAUUAGCUCCAUUUCAUUUUUAUGCUCAAAGUCAUGUUCUUACAUUUUUAAAUUGUUUAGAACAAGGUUUAAAACAACGUGGUGGUUAUUUGAAUCCAUCUUCUGAAUUAGAUACAUCUACAUCAGUCACAUCAGAAUAUUCCAUGAAAUCUUAUCGUCCAUCAAUGCCAUUCAUUUUUGGUAAUCGUAAUCCAUUAUCACCUCCUCUAUCAACAUCCAUAACAAACAAUGAUACUAAGACAAACUCAUCAAUAACAUCAUCUCAAAACUUCUCAUCUACAAUUUACAAUAAACCUUCUAAAUUAAAUCAAUCAUUAUCAUUAACAAGCUCAAAUCUCAAACAACGUAUCUAUAUGAAUAUUUUAAAAGCAUUUAAUCAUACAGAUGAUAUGAAUAAUGAUGAAGAAUUACAAACACCAUAUUCAUCACCUUCUAUUUGUAUACCAGAGGAAAAAUGUCCUAUUCAACAUGUUUAUCUGAUUGUAUCUAAAACUAGAGAUAGUCAUGCAAUGGGAACAAUGAAUAAUAUCAAUACAUCAUCUAUAUUAUCGAAACGACUUACUUUAGAAGGUAUUUCAGAAGAACUUAUCCAUGAAUCAGAUGAUAUUAUUGAACAAUCAAACAAUCAACUAACUAUACAUGAAGAUGUAUUCAAGAAAUUACGUAAUAAAAUAUUAUCUCAUGUAUUUCAUAAAUGGUAUAAUCAUUUUAAUAAACUACGUACAGUCCGUAAAAAGUUAGCUGAUCUUGUAUCACCUAAUUUUUUAACAGUUGAUUCACCAACAAAUGCUGAAGAAGGUGUAACUGUAGAAUUUUGGAAUCAGUUAAUGACUAAUUCUAUUCCACAAAUCCCAUUCAGUGAACUUUGUCGUUAUAUUUAUUUUGGUAAUUGUGAUCCGACAAUUAGAAAUGAGGUAUGGCCAUAUUUAUUGGGUUUAUAUACAUGGAACUCAACUAGUGAACAAUUGAAUGCAGUCAAUAUACAACAAAAAGAGAUUUAUACAAAUGCUUUAAAUACAUGGAAUCGUGUUGUACAAUAUUUAAAACAAGAUGUUCGAUAUGCUAAUUUCAUAGCGAUUGUUCCACCUAAUAAUGAUUCAACUGAAUUUAAGGAGUGUUUAGAUCAUUCAAAAUCAUUUGCUAAUAAUGAAUUAUCAAUGAACUCAACAAAACAACCAGAUGAUAUAAACAAUGUAGAACUAGAGAAUAAUGUAAAUAAUGAUAAUGGUUUACAUGAUAAUCGUUCUUCAAUAGCAACACUUUCUAAUGAAAUAUCUACUUCUAAAUUAUCAAAUCUUUCUACUGAUUCACAAUUGUUUAUCACCAAUACAAUUCAAGAUCAAUGUGAAUUUUCGCCAAAUACAUUAGAAAUAUUUGCUGAUAAUUUAUAUAGAAUUGAUAAAGAUGUUACAAGAUGUGAUCGAAAUCAUACAUUCUUUAUGACACCAAAAAAAGGUUUCAAAUCUUCACAUCCUAACAUAACUGAAUUAAGUUCUAAUUUAAUUAAAUUACGUAAUAUUAUAUCAACAUGGGUUUGGUUACAUCUUGAUAUUGGUUAUAUACAAGGAAUGUGUGAUUUAUUAGCACCCAUUUUAAUUAUUAUUGAAGAUGAAAUUAAAACAUUUGCAUGUUUUAAUUGUUUAAUGAAAUGGAUGUUACCAAAUUUUCCACUUGUAAAAAAUUCUUCAUCUCAAUCAUCUAAUUCAGUUAAAUUAUCACCAUCUGAAACUCAAUUGUUACUAACGCCAUCAUCAUCAUCAUCAUCAUCAACAUCAUCAUCGUCGUCGUCGACGUCGACGUCAUCAAUGUUGACUAAUCAUAUAGAGAAAACAAUCAAUAAUAAUGACGAUAAUAAUAAUGAUUGCACAAUUACACGUACAACUUUAUUACAAAUGGCUGUAAAAGCAGCUCGUCGUCGUACUGUAACAAUGCAUACUAAAGAUAAUACUGUAGAUAGUAAUACCACUCAUAAUAAUAAUCACUCAAAACAACUUCAUUAUGAUAAUAGUACAUUGCGUUGUACAAAUAAACUCAAGGAAACACCAUCAUUAUCAUCCGCAACAUCCUCAUCCUCAUUAUCAUCGUCGGAAUCAUCAUCGACAUCGUUACAGAGAAUCACUGAUAAAACAAUUGAACAAUCAUAUCAUAAUCCUAAUACAAAUGUAAUCAUUUCACCAUAUGAUAAACUAUUAUUGAAAUCUUCUGAAUUAUCAAUACCAUGUAUGGAUAUAAGAUUUUCUUUUCUUCAAUCAUUAAUAGAAAUCUUUGAUCCAGAAAUGAAUAAUCAUUUAACUAAAAAAGUACCAGAAGGACAAUUAUUGUUUUCAUAUCGUUGGUUAUUAUUAGACUUUAAACGAGAAUUACAAUAUGAUGAUAUCUUUCCUGUAUGGGAAACAAUAUGGGCAUCACGUCGUAUUGUAACAUAUGAUUUUGGUAUAUUUUUUGCAUUAGCAUUACUUGAAUAUUAUCGUGAUAUUUUAAUUUAUUAUAAUAUGGAUAUAACAGAAAUUAUUCGAUUUUAUAAUGAAUUAACCGAACAACAUGACUGUGUAACACUAUUAGAAUUGGCACGUAGUUUUGUCUUUCAACUACAACAUUUAAUGGUAGACAAGUGAACUUUGGUUUGAUAAAGAAAGAUCUGCUCAAAUCAUUGAUUUUAUGAUCUUUAUUUUAUUGAUUUAUUUGUCCAGAGGUUGUUUUUGUUUUUUGAUUUUAUUUCAAAGAUGAUUGUCAUUUCAUUGUAUAACUAAAUACAUUUUGUAAAAAUCUAUACAAUAAUAAAACUUACUUGCUUAUGCCUGUUACCCAUUGUGGAGGAACACGGGCCUCCCAAUAACAUUCCCCAUCUAAAUUUGUCCUGGAAAAUCUUUUCCGGUUCUUUCCAGUUGUUAUUCAUCAUUACGACGUCCGCUUCUAAUUCCCAACGUUAUGGAUUCUUCGACCUUUGUUUUUUUCCAUUUCUCUUCAAGAUUCCAAGUGAGUAUUUACCUCGUAAUAUAGUUUGAUGAUUUCCAAUGCUCCUUUCUGAAUUUCUUCUUCAACUGAAAGCUAGUUUUGUUCUCUCCUACUGGAGUCAAAACAAACAGAGAACUAUAUAUAUAUAU